This is a messenger RNA of Cornus florida, 384 nucleotides long. RefSeq lists its product as uncharacterized. The coding region runs from base 1 to 384 and encodes 127 amino acids. Lineage: Eukaryota; Viridiplantae; Streptophyta; Magnoliopsida; Cornales; Cornaceae. The record is from RefSeq and is a predicted model, not a curated record. The transcript has a single exon.
AUGCAACAACACAACAUCAUUGGUGACAAAGAUACAAGUGUCAUGACCAGAUCUAAGAAGAAUGUCGUUGAAAUACUUGAGAUAGAUGAGUAUAGUCAUAUAGCUAUGUUGUCCUCUAUUGAGCCGAAACACUACCAAGACGCCAAGGAUGAAAAAGACUGGAUCAUUGCUAUGAAAGAAGAGCUAGAACAGAUUGAGAAAAAUGACACUUGGAUCCUUAUUCCUAGACCAAAUCACAAGAAUGUUAUUGGCUCAAAAUGGAUCUUUAGAAACAAGUUAGAUGAGAAGGGCAUUGUGACUAAAAACAAAGUAAGAUUAGUUUGCAAAGAUUUUGCUCAAAUAGCUGGACUUGAUUAUGAUGAAACUUUUGCUCUAGUGGCAUGA